Molecule: messenger RNA, 1533 nt
Organism: Talaromyces amestolkiae
Lineage: Eukaryota; Fungi; Ascomycota; Eurotiomycetes; Eurotiales; Trichocomaceae
Exons: 2
Coding region: 1-1533 (510 amino acids)
Cellular component (GO): membrane
Molecular function (GO): glycosyltransferase activity
Source: RefSeq, a predicted model, not a curated record
AUGCUUCCUCGAAAAUUCUACAAAGACAAUCGCAAAAUCCCAUUGGGAUUUAUGUUGCUGACCACAACUCUCUUCUUCUACUAUUUAAGUCUCCACAAAGAGACCGUGAGCAACUUCGACAUUCCUUCUGAACAACAUUCCUCUAGAACAGACGAUUCAUCUGCAACUUAUGAAUUGCUACAAGUGUCGCAAGAACAACGAAAGCUCCAGAUCGAAGAAUACCAGAGGGGGCCAGAACUUAAACCCGAGGUCUCAUCUCGUCUUCCGUCUCAUACUUCUCCCUCACCUUAUACGCCACCGACUCCCGAUUACCCGUCCCAAGGAGCACUCAAAACAAGCGAAGUCGCUCUUCUAUUGAAGACAGGUGCCUCAUUAGUAUGGAAACGCCUACCAAUCCAUUUAUUGACGAGCCUUGCGCCGGAACGCAUCGCACCAGAGAACACAAUUAUUUACUCCGAUGUCCCUGACGUGAUCGGCUCUCACCAACUGGUGGAUGUCCUUGCCAAUACCACCUCACGAGCUGUUCUCGAGUCUCCGGACUUCCAGCCAUACCUACUCCAAGAAGAUUUUGACGCCAAGCAAGGAUGGAUUGAGGGUGACAUUGCAGGUCCAAUCGGUGGAUGGAAAUUAGACAAAUACAAAUUCUUACCACUUAUCAACCAUGCCGGGCACAGUCAGCCGGAUGCGAAGUGGUACAUCUACAUGGAAGAUGACGCGUUCAUAUUUCUUCCCAACUUAUUGCAUCACCUUGCCACUUUUGAUUGGAAGGAUGCAUGGUAUAUUGGUAGCUUAGCUGUCAAACACGGUGAGAUCUUUGCUCAUGGGGGCGCUGGAUUUGCCUUGUCAAGAGGCGCUUGGGAAAAAACCUUUGGCACCCACAGCGACAUUAUCGAAAAAUACGAGAAUUUCACUGAAGCUCAUGGAUGUGGUGAUCAUGUACUUGGUCACGUCCUGAAAGAUUAUGGAGUGCCCUUUGGCGAGACCCAUGAAGCAGAGCAGUUUACAUUUGGAUUCAACCCAGAGUCCUACUGGAACAUGUGGUAUGGGCAAGCAAACUGGUGCAAACCUAUAUUUAGCAUGCAUCACAUGCAUUUAAAGGAUAUCUCGAGAUCUUACAACAUGGAAAAAGCUUGGAAUUUUACCAAGAAUGGCCUCAUGCGGUAUCGUGACGUUUAUGACACGUUCAUUGCGCCGGUCGUCCGACGACGCAUGGAAUGGUGGGACAAUAGAUCCUCUAGUCACGCCAUCACCUCAUCCGAGGCGAAAGCUGGUGAGGACAUGUGGAUUCCUGAUUCGGUGAAAUCCAGACUUUCCUGGCUGAAGAGCUGGCAGUCAGUAGACGACUGCGAGGCAGCCUGUCUAUCGUGGCCCGAGUGUGUCCAGUGGAGUUUCUACGAGGAUCUCUGCAAAAUGAGUGACCGUGUUGUCUUGGGAACAGGUUACACGGCGACAGACCCAAGGAGACUCACAGCGUUAAAGACAACCAGUGGCUGGGUUUCAAAACGGAUCGAGCAAUGGUCCUGUGAACAUUAG